Messenger RNA from Sparassis crispa, 1671 nucleotides. RefSeq names its product Probable elongator complex protein. Gene Ontology annotation, cellular component: cytoplasm; nucleus; elongator holoenzyme complex. The record is from RefSeq and is a predicted model, not a curated record. The transcript is spliced from 11 exons. Gene Ontology annotation, molecular function: iron-sulfur cluster binding; acyltransferase activity, transferring groups other than amino-acyl groups. NCBI's taxonomy places the organism in Eukaryota, Fungi, Basidiomycota, Agaricomycetes, Polyporales, Sparassidaceae. Bases 1 to 1671 code for a protein of 556 amino acids. Gene Ontology annotation, biological process: tRNA wobble base 5-methoxycarbonylmethyl-2-thiouridinylation.
AUGGUACAGAAAACGAAAGUUGAGGGUCCGUCCCAGGCCGAACAACUACUGAGAGUUACCUCUGGAAUUGCGGCAGAGUUGAUUAAGGCGCACGAUGCGAACCAAACAGUCUCGUUGAACGAGCUGCGAGCAAAGAUGAGCAAGAAAUAUGGAUUUGGGGGUGUACCACGGUUGGUGGACAUCAUCAGUGCCAUUCCUGAUGACUACAAGAAGGCUCUCUUGCCAAAGCUAAAGGCACGUCCCAUCCGGACAGCAAGUGGGAUUGCAGUAGUUGCCGUGAUGUGUAAACCGCAUCGGUGUCCGCAUAUCGCAAUGACGGGUAAUAUAUGCGUGUACUGCCCAGGAGGUCCGGAUUCUGACUUCGACUACAGCACGCAAAGUUACACCGGAUAUGAGCCUACCAGUAUGCGAGCGAUCCGUGCGCGUUACGAUCCGUACGAGCAGACAAGAGGACGAGUGGAGCAACUGAAGAGCUUGGGACAUAAUGUAGACAAGGUUGAGUUCAUAAUCAUGGGAGGCACCUUCAUGAGCAUGCCCGAAGACUAUCGGAACAAGUUCAUCGCCCAACUUCAUAACGCACUUUCUGGAUUCACCGGCCUCGACGUGGAUGAAGCUGUCCGCUAUUCUGAGCAGAGCAGGUCGAAGGCUAUCGGUAUUACCAUUGAAACCCGACCGGAUUACUGUCUCAGACCACAUUUGAGUCAAAUGCUCCGUUACGGCUGUACACGGCUUGAGAUCGGUGUCCAAUCCGUAUACGAAGAUGUAGCUCGAGACACCAACCGCGGGCACACCGUUCGCGCUGUCUCCGAAUCCUUCCACCUAGCCAAAGACGCAGGCUUCAAAGUCGUUGCACAUAUGAUGCCCGAUCUUCCGAACGUCGGCGUUGAGCGCGAUCUUGAGCAGUUCAAGGAGUAUUUCGAGAAUCCCGCCUUCAGGAGCGACGGACUGAAAAUCUAUCCGACACUAGUCAUUCGGGGAACAGGUCUGUAUGAACUUUGGCGGACUGGACGAUACAAGAACUACACGCCAAACGUGCUCGUCGACGUCGUAGCGAGGAUAUUGGCCCUAGUUCCUCCCUGGACACGAGUAUAUCGAGUGCAAAGAGAUAUCCCACUGCCGCUGGUCUCAAGCGGUUGCGAGAACUCCGGGAACCUCCGCGAGUUGGCACUGAAUCGCAUGAAAGACUUCGGUGCAGAAUGCCGCGACGUUCGGUACCGUGAAGUUGGGAUCCAUGAGAUCCACCAUAAGGUUCGGCCAGAGUCUGUCGAGCUUCUCCGCCGAGAUUACGCGGCAAAUGGGGGUUGGGAAACCUUUCUCUCGUACGAAGACCCGGAGCGCGACAUCUUAAUCGGUCUACUGCGGCUUCGAAAAUGCUCCGAUGAAGGGACGUUCCGGCCAGAGUUGGUCAGGAAAGAAGGGGCAGAGGGCGGCUGCAGUAUUGUCAGAGAGCUGCAUGUGUACGGUACGGCGGUGCCAGUGCACGGCCGGGAUCCGACGAAAUUUCAGCAUCAGGGCUUCGGGACGCUUCUGAUGGAGGAGGCAGAGCGGAUAGCACGGGAAGAGCAUGGCAGCGUCAAGCUGGCCGUCAUCUCCGGUGUGGGUACUCGAGAUUACUAUCGUCGACUGGGGUAUGAACUAGACGGGCCGUACAUGAGCAAAUUACUGCUAUAA